GCCAUCCCAGGAUGGUGGGAAAUCGAAACGGUGAGCUUGCCUCGAUCUAGCAAUAGAUGCGGGUGAAACAAUGAUCCGAACAGAUAGGGUCGGAGGUGAUCCUUCAGAUGAAGACUUGGCUGUGCUCCAGCCGUGAUCUGUCAGGUAUCUUCAUAUGAUCUUCCGAUAUGAUCUCAUGAUUAGAUGGAGGUAGAAGAACAAAGUGUUUUUGCAUGACAUAGAAUGAAGCAUCUGUUUUCCGACUGGUAGAUCAAUAAAAUAAAAAAUGAGGAUGGUGAGAUGUGAGUCUGAUGUAGGCAAGGGAAACCCAUGCGAUUCUUGAGAACUGUCGCCGACCGAUGCUGUGGCUAUGCAAUGAACAUGUUUCUACUACUGUACAGUACUACAGCAGAGAACCAAAGCAGAAUAUCACCAAUGUCACCUCAUACUGGCUCGGGAGGCUUCUCGGCCGGUUUGAAUCCCCAGACCAAAGUGGCCUACCGUCCUUUUGACACUCAAACUUUAGGGUUUCUUAGCCGAUGCUUGCCCAGCUUGUCAGAGUUGAAGAGACGAAGUAUUUUAAGAAUACUCCAAUGGAAUGGAAGGACUAUCCAAGAUCUUGGUAUUGUGUCAAGCUUGAUCCCUCUCGCAAGAUACAAUGACGUCUGGGAGCUGGGGGCACAGAGGUCUUGUAACGGCGCUAGAAGUGUUGGCGGACCCAAGCGAGGCGAUCAUGGCAAAUCAUGGCACCUUGUUUUGUGGCAUGAAAGGUAUCAGAUGAAAUUCAGCGCCGUCUAUUUGCCCAAAAUAGACGGAUUUUCAGAUGCGCGGCUGGGUUGGAGGGGCCUGGGAUGACUGUUUCGAACCGGUGGUGGAACAUUUCAUGGCACAUAAGCACAUUGCACUGCCUCGAUCGCCGAAACAUCACCAUGACAAAAGGGAGGUAAUCUGA
This is a messenger RNA of Hyaloscypha bicolor E, 931 nucleotides long. RefSeq lists its product as uncharacterized. The coding region runs from base 310 to 834 and encodes 174 amino acids. The record is from RefSeq and is a predicted model, not a curated record. Lineage: Eukaryota; Fungi; Ascomycota; Leotiomycetes; Helotiales; Hyaloscyphaceae. The transcript has 2 exons.